Molecule: messenger RNA, 426 nt
Organism: Castor canadensis (American beaver)
Lineage: Eukaryota; Metazoa; Chordata; Mammalia; Rodentia; Castoridae
Source: RefSeq, a predicted model, not a curated record
GGCUGGGCAGCUGCGAUGAGGGGCACAAGCUGCGUGGGUGGCGGCGGAGAGAGCCCGGGCGGCGCGGGACUGAGCGAGGGGCCGCGGGGACGCUGGCUGCGCCUGGCCCCGGUCUGCGCCUACUUCCUUUGCGUGUCGUUGGCCGCCGUGCUGCUCGCCGUGUACUACGGUCUCAUCUGGGUGCCCACGCGGCCCCCCGCUGGCCCCGCCGGCCCGCCGUCCAGCGCACCGCCCCCGCCGUGUGCUGCCCUCCCGGGGCGCCCGCCCGCCCCGGCCGCCGCCCGCGGCUUCCGUCUCUCCUCCUGGGCGGCCCGGCUGGGCCAAACGACCCUAGCUCGAGUUGCCGGCAGCGCGCGCCGCCGCCGCCCGAGCAGCCCGACCGCCGGAGAAGCGCCCGAGGCCGCGGCGGGGCGAGGACCCGGGUAG